This is a messenger RNA of Myzus persicae (green peach aphid), 2169 nucleotides long. RefSeq names its product UDP-glucuronosyltransferase 2C1-like. Bases 217 to 1830 code for a protein of 537 amino acids. Lineage: Eukaryota; Metazoa; Arthropoda; Insecta; Hemiptera; Aphididae. The record is from RefSeq and is a predicted model, not a curated record. The transcript has 6 exons. Gene Ontology annotation, molecular function: UDP-glycosyltransferase activity.
UAGUUAUGCCCACUUAUAUAACUACAAACAAUAAUAUUAUAGACCUUCGACCUGAUCAAACGCAGCCGACGUCCAUCAGUUAUCAGGUACCUAUGUGUAUACGACUCGUCCGUCAGUAUAACGCAGUGACCGCAAGCGACGGGCCGCGUUCUCCUCCGUGAAAUAUUUUCGUUGAUCCUUUCGUUCACCGAACGGCGUAAAUCAAGAAAAACGAAAAUGGAUUACCGUUUACAGCUGGUCACGUUAUUGUUGGCCGUGUGCAGUUGUUGCUGUGGAUUGCCGAAUAAUACCCGCUCUUACAACAUUCUGGUGUUUCUACCGACCGAAACCAAAAGCCAUUUUAUCGGGUUCCGACCCUUGCUGGAGACGUUAGUGACCAGGGGACACAAUGUGACACUAGUCUCACCAUUCGCGCUAGGUUCCGACGGGACGCCGUUGCCGCACUACACUCACGUCAAAGUGGAUAUCACCGAAAACGUGGCAGGUACCGUGGACUUCCUCGACAGGAACUCGCUGAUGAACAGACUGCCGCUGUACAUAUUCACUCUGUGGCUGGGCCCGAUGAUGACCAAGACCGCGGUAGACAAGAAGGCGGUCAGGGACUUUGUGCUCGGCGACCGGUCAGCGUUCGAUGUGGUGGUGGUCGAGAACUUCUUCCACGAGUGUUUCGUGACGCUCGGCCAUAAGUACGGGGUGCCGGUGGUGCAACUGCUGCCGUUCGCCGUCAACCCCAGGGUGUCGCAGUGGCAGGGCAACCCUUACGGGCCCUCGUACAUGGCCGACUUCGCGGCCGGUUUCGUGGCACCCAUGACGUUCGUUCAGCGCGCCCAGAACGGCGUGGCCGCCUUGUUCAACACGUGGGUUAACCGGCUGCUGUAUAUGCCCCAGCAGCGGGCCAUCAUGGACGAGCACUUUGCGUACCCAGGCCACGAGGGCCGGCCUGACCUUGAGACGAUGCUCCGGAAUGUGUCGCUUACGUUGGUAAACAGCCACCCGCUAAUCGGACCGCCAGCCCCUUACGUGCCCAGCUACGUACAGGUGGCCGGUAUGCACAUGAAACCGGCCGGGCCGCUGCCCAUGGACCUAAAAACAAUUUUGGACUCAGCUGAACACGGAGUGAUCUACUUCAGUUUGGGUUCGGUGGUUAAGUCAUCAAAAAUGCCUCGAGAAGUAGUGUCUUUCCUGUUGUCCGAAUUGGCCAAGCUGAAACAAACGGUUCUAUGGAAAUGGGAAGAUGAUCAGCUUCCCAACCUGCCAAAAAACGUCAUGGUCAAGAAAUGGUUUCCGCAAAACGAUAUAUUGGGUCAUCCAAACUGCCGGCUGUUCAUCACCCACGGGGGCAUACUUAGCCUGAUCGAGGCCAUUUACCACGGCGUGCCGAUGUUAUCUAUACCGGUAUUCGGCGAUCAGACUCACAAUUCGAUCGAAGCCGAGAGCAGAGGAUUCGCCUUGUACGUGUCCUACUUUGAACUGACGGCCGAGACUUUCGGAUCUAAACUCCAACAGCUCUUGCGAGACCUUAGGUUCGGUGAGGCCGCCGCGAAGGCGUCGGCUAUAAUGCGGGACAACCCGACGUCUGUGAUGGACAAGGCCGUAUUUUGGAUCGAGUUCGUCGUCCGACACGGAGGAGCGCCGCACUUGCGUACCGCAGCCAACCAACUCUACUGGUUUCAAUACUACAUGUUGGACGUGAUCGCCGCCGCAAUGGCCACGUUGGCUGUAGUUUCGUAUCUCAAUUACAAGUGUUUGGCGUACUUGCUGAAGAAAAUCGUCGGCGGCUCUAAGCGCCCCACUUCAAAAGUAUCAAAGCUCAAAAAGAAGAUGAAAUGAUAAUACCUUUUAAGUAUACAUAUUUAUGUGACCGAGCACCGCCGCACUGUAGGUAACUAUGGUUUGUGUUCAAAUCUUUAAUAAAAUAUAGUUUUCUGUUGACUGCUUAUAAAUUGAUGUGACAUAGGUAUUAUUUUUAAGGUAUACACCUAUUGACCUAUGACCUAUGUACCUGCAGUAUAAACGAUUAUGGGUUAUUGUAUGACCUCGCUGGAGUGCUGUUCAAAUGUUUACCUAAAUGUGAUGUGAUUCCUCUCGUUUGUCCUAUGUAUGAAUAAUUAUCAUAAGUCAUUUUAUAUCAAAAAGUAAAAAUAAAUUCCACAAGUUAAUAACGUAUUA